Ailuropoda melanoleuca (giant panda) is the source of this 6220-nucleotide messenger RNA. RefSeq names its product tsukushi, small leucine rich proteoglycan (gene TSKU). Lineage: Eukaryota; Metazoa; Chordata; Mammalia; Carnivora; Ursidae. Gene Ontology annotation, cellular component: extracellular matrix. The record is from RefSeq and is a predicted model, not a curated record. The transcript has 3 exons. Bases 2600 to 3760 code for a protein of 386 amino acids. Gene Ontology annotation, molecular function: protein binding.
GUCACGGCCCAAGCCGCUCACACCUGAAGUCAGGAGACAGGCAGGUAAAUCACAGGAGAGAAUGCAGUCCGUAUGCACCUGAAGGAGGCACGUGGACGGCGUGAGAGGCCCAGGGUGGGAGCCGCAGCUCUGGGGCCCGAGUGGACAGAACAGGCUCUGUUCCUCGGCCAGGGCCACGGCAGGCCAGGUGGAUGCGGGCACCGCAGUCAGGCGUGGGGACCCGGGUCUUGGGCCCUGCUCUGCCGUUUCCUUGUUGUCACUACCCCCUCUGGGCCUCAGUUUCCCAUGAUCUCUGGGGACCUUCCAGUUCCCCACCCUGAAUUCUCCGAGUUUGAGGAGGUGCGAGCAAGGGCCAAGAGUUGUUCAGAGCUCCUCACCGUAGGUUCAGGUCAAGAUGGGGGCUCAGCUGGGGGAGGGAGGACCGUGGGGACAGCGUGCCUCUGUGGCAGGGUGAACUUGAUGUCUGUAGGUAAAAGGAGAGGUUGGGAGGGCUUUGAGAAGGGGAGUGAUGUGGCCACAGCUGUCCUGGGGGCUGUCUGAGCAGGCCCUCGCUGGGAAGGAGAGCUGCCUCGAGUCUGUUAGUAAAUAACCAUGUGGCUCUUGCUUCUGACCUCUCAGGGCCAUCAGCCAACUUUCCUUAGAGUCACAGUCACCAAGGAAUAACUCCUGGUCCCAGCCCAGAGGACCUUAUGCUAUGUGCCCCUAACCCAGGGUGGGUAGUUUCUAAGCCCUCGUGUUCUGUAGGCUGGCUGACCAGGGUCUUUUAUCUGCAGGGUGGGGUUUGGAGAAGAAGUGCUACAUCUUGGGCCAAAGAUCCCUUUCCUCCCUUCCUUAGAUGGUGGUCACCUGUCUGCCUCUCCCUUUCUCCCCAGGGUGGAUCACAGGUCCCAGAGGGAGGCAGAGUCCGUACCGUUACACAGAUGGGGAAACCGAGGCUCAGAGAGAAAACUGUGAAGGUCACACAGAUGAAUGCUGGGCACUAGAAUCUGGUUCUUCUGGGUCCAAGUCAGGUGUUAGCAAUCUUGUUCUGACUUGCUCUCCUGUCCCACUGCUGGUCUGUAAGCCUUGUGAGGACGGGGGCCUUGUCCCGCCACCCCCACCCAACAUACACCUCCCAUGGCCUCGCACGGUGCCCUGCACUCGGUAGAGAUUUAGUGAAUGCUUCUGGUACGUGUUGACGUCCUGAGACACUGGAGCUGCACAGUCUGGGCUAAACCUCUCUCUCACCGCGAAGCCGGAGGAGCUGAGGCUCAAAGAGGAGAGGGGACUCGUCCACAGGUGUGAGCAGGCCAGGCUGGGGCUCCUGACUGUCCCCCAGGGUCAGUCUUGUCACCAUGUACAGUCGUCCUGUUGCCUCCCGUUCACCCCCAGAGAGUGGUGAAGGGGAUGGGGGAGGGCCCCUGGGGGACUCCUGCCCCACAGCGGGGGAGAGGCACAAGCACUCAUCAAUCGCACGUCUGCCAAGUCCUGGCGCUGUGGUCUCUGGUCCUCACAACGACCCCUUGAGGAAGGUGGUGUUGUCUUCAUUUUAGGUGAGGAAACGGCUGAGAGAGAGGAAGUCACUUCCCGAAGUUGCCAGGAUCAUAGCUCUUUCAGAGCCGAACUGAUCAGAGGGAAUGGAUCCCAGAAUGACAUCUGGAGGGCUACCCCUGACCGGUGGCAGAGGCCUCCUAGAGCACCAUGUCAGGAAAAGCUCUGGGGCGCUGUGCAGUUUCCCCAGGAAGGGGCGCUGUGAUUGAGCAAAGACCUCCACAGCGGAUAUGGCUAUAGGUCUGAUCAAAAGGCGUUCUUUCCAUCAUGUGGCCUCCACCCCCCGGGGCCUCAUUUCUCCACGGGAAGAUUCAGCUUCCCAGUCUCAUCUUCACACCCACCAUCUUCUCUAAGGCCGAUGGGGCCAGCAUCACCAUCCCAGAUUCAUAGUCUAGGGAACUGGUCCGGAGAGGUAAAGUGACUCGCCUGGUUCACACUGCCAGUUAGCACCCAAGGUUUCUGGUGGUUUCCAUCAAGGGGAACUCAACAUUACUCAUCCCUUCUCAGAUCCAGCAGCCCUGUGGAGAAACAGUGUACCUUCUGGGAAAGAACUGCUCCCCCAGGGGAUGCCCAUAAGAGCUUUGACAUGUUCCAUAUGUGUAAGCUAAAGGAAGGAGGAAGAGAGAUGGGUCAGGCCUGCCUGCUGGCCUCCACCCACCUGCUCCCUGUCUGUGGGGGAAGGCAGGGUAACCCACACUGCAGUCUUCCCAUGUACUAGGCAGCCUGCCAGGGGCCUCACUGCCACCAUUCUAUUUCGUUUCCACUACAGUCCUGUGAGCUGGCUAUUCACAUCUCCAUUUUCCAGAUGGGGAGACUAAGGCUCAGAGAUUGUGGCUAGCCAAGAUCGGAGAAAGCAGAGAUGGCCAUGGUCUUUUAGGAAGCUCUGUCCUUCCCCCCGUACAUGUGGCCGUGCAUAUAGCUCUCUGAACCUUCCACAUCUCAGUUCCCUCUUCAUGAAGUGGCCACGGAAUAGCACCUUGACUUUCUGCCAUUGUGAGGGUUAAGUGGGACCACGCCGGGAGGCGGGUAGUGCAGCGCCCAGCACCCAGCACUUGCUCAGCAGAGACGGAUGGAGCACCGGAGGCUGUCAGAGCUGGAGAGGGCAGCCAAAGACCCAUCCAGUCCAGGAGGGUUCCAGCAGGGUGCCCCCACCAUGCCGUGGCCCCUGCUGCUGCCCCCGCUGCUGUUGCUGCUGGCUGCGAGCGGGGCCCAGACGACCCGGCCAUGCUUCCCCGGAUGCCAGUGCGAGGUGGAGACCUUUGGCCUCUUCGACAGCUUCAGCCUGACCCGCGUGGAUUGCAGUGGCCUGGGCCCCCACAUUGUGCCCGUGCCCAUCCCUCUGGACACGGCCCACUUGGACCUGUCCUCCAACCGGCUAGAGACCGUGAACGAGUCGGUGCUGGCCGGGCCGGGCUACACCACGCUGGCUGGUCUGGAUCUCAGCCACAACCUGCUCACCAGCAUCCCGCCCACCGCCUUCUCCCGCCUUCGCUACCUGGAGUCGCUUGACAUCAGCCACAAUGGCUUGGCGGCUCUGCCGGCGGAAAGCUUCACCAGCUCACCCCUGAGCGACGUGAAUCUCAGCCACAACCGGCUCCGGGAGGUCUCGGUGUCCGCCUUCUCCACCCACAGUCAGGCCCCAGCGCUGCACGUGGACCUCUCCCACAACCUGCUCCACCGCCUGGUGCCCCAGCCUGCGGGGACCGGCCUGCCCGCGCCCGCCAUCCAGAGCCUGAACCUGGCCUGGAACCGGCUGCGCGCCGUACCCGACCUCCGGGACCUGCCCCUGCGUUACCUGAGCCUGGAUGGGAACCCGCUGGCCGCCGUUGGCCCGGGCGCCUUCAGGGGGCUGGCGGGCCUCACGCACCUGUCACUGGGCAGCCUGCAAGGUCUCCCCCAGCUGGCGCCCUACGGCUUCCGCGAGCUGCAGAGCUUACAGGUCUUGGACCUGUCGGGCAACCCCAAGCUCAAGUGGGCAGGAGCCGAGGUGUUCUCAGGCCUGGGCGCCCUGCAGGAGCUGGACCUGUCGGGCACGGGCCUGCUGCCUCUGCCCGACACGCUGCCCCUCCAGCUGCCGGCGCUGCAGAGCGUCCGCGCGGGCCAGGGGCUGUGGUGCCGGCGGCUGGUGCGGGGGGGCGCCUACCCUCGGCAGCCUGGCUCCAGCCCCAAGGUGGCCCUGCACUGCGUGGACACCCGGGACUCGGCUGCUAAGGGCCCCGACACUUUGUGACAAAUGGCGUAGCCUGGGACCACAGAACGGACUGCUGCCCUGGGCUCCCUUGGGGCCUGGGUAACUUAUAUUUUCACGUGCCAAUGCCAGGGGGCACCCUGCGGGCGUCUGUGGCAGCAUCCUCGGAAGAGAGCUGAGGACCUGGGGAGAGGCUUUGGAGCAGGAACAAAGUCUUGCCCCUUUGUGUCGUCCCCCAAACCAUAAGUAGAAGGUCUUCGAUGCCAAACCAGACAGCAGUCCCCUGCUGUCCUUCCCCACUUGUCCCCGAAGUGCCUUCCCUCAGGCCUGGGCCAGCCUGACCCGUGACAGGAGGAGGGUGGAAGGGAGCCACUGCUGCCGGGCGGAGGUCAGGCCACAGAUGAGCAUCCCCCUGGGCCCGCGGUCCAGUCACUCAGGGGCACGGGCUGCCUUUCCGAGGUAGCCCCCUCUUUGCUCUGGGCACAUGAGGCCCACCUCAUCCUUUUCUUUUCCUCUGGAACCCUGGGUAGGACCUUAAUCAUGGAAGGAGCUGGAGAAAAAGUCAAGUGCACCCCCUCAUGAGACAGACGGGGCAACUGAGGUCUAGAGAAGGAAAAUGGCUACUCUGAGGCACCACGGCGGAGGCGUAACCAGCCCAGCACCCUGCCUCCCAGUGAGGCCCUUUGCACUUUUCUGUCAUCUCUAAAUCAUGCUCUUUGUCCCCUUCCUGGGCUCCCCCAUCCUGCCAUUUGUGCACUUUCCCUGUCAUUCCCAGGACAAGCAAGGGCCUCGGAGGUGAGACUCUGGGCCCCGGAACCAGCUGUGUGGCCCAGGUUAAGUCAGUUCACCGCCAAGCCUCUGAAGCUUAUCCCAGCCCUACCAGUUUCCCACUCUGGCAUGGGGUCCCCCAGCAUCAAGACUGGAAAUUCAUCCAUUGACCCCUGAGGUGUACUGCAAGGAGUUGAGGUAGGCCUGGAAACCCCAAGGGGCCUCCUGGAUGCCGCCCCCACUGGCCCUGAGCCCCACAGCCUGUCUCCCCCAUCCGUCAGGAGGCAGGUACCCCCAUCAGAGUUUAUGCUGCACCCCAGACGGCAUCUCAGCUUCCCAGCCCUGGGCACUUUCCUUAGUCUUUGUUUUAUAAAAGUUGUUGCUUUUGUAACGGACUGUCACUUCAACCACCCCACCCCCCACCCCUGCCGGCAGGGGAUGGAAACCUGUCAUUUGUAAAAGAAGAAAAACAUUGCAUUUGUUCACUUUUGUAAUACUGUGUCCUGGGGAUGCGCUGAGGGGGGAGGUGUUGGGUGGAAGCCUAGGUGUUUGUGGCCCAUUUGGCCUCAGGGGGCUGGUCCCACAGAGAUGCCCACAGGACAAUGAGAACUCUGUCCUCCCCCACCAGCCCCACCCUACACCUAACUGGUCCUUGAUUGAAUAAACACUAUAAAGAGUCCCUCUUUCCAUCCUUCCACCGGCAUUCACUCCACGGCCUAGCCCUGGGCAGCCUGUUCUCCCAGAAAAGCCCAGGAGGCUCACGGGAUCUGGACGGUGAGCUGACAUGAGGGAGGCAGUUACUCAGGAGUGGCUGCUCCUUUCGCUGUAGCUGGUACCCUGUCUGGCCUUCUCUCCCCUGUCCCUGCUGCCCCAGCUCUGGGAACACAUCAGGCCCUGGCACAGCUGUGCCUUUGCUCAGGCUGUUCCUCCGUUGCCUUGCCCUUCUGCCACCUCUGCCGCUCCACUCUUCCCCAUUCUAAUAGACCUGCUUCCUCCCUCACUUUCUCAGAAGGUUUCCCUAGGGUCCCCCCUCCCCUCCCUCCUGAGCUCCAGCAGUACCUGGUUCCUGCUUGGCAUUUUGGCUGCUGCCUACCCUAACUCCCGUUUGCAUACUUCCAGUCCCGGGAACUGGUUUCCAGCUCAUCUGAAUGCCUGUGCUGUCUCCAAGUUGUCGUCCUAACUGGCAAAGGUCCGCGGGAACAUCCAUCACCAUCAUCACCAACAAUGACAAGGUUUUUUCUGCUAUCUGCUCUGUGCCGGGGGACUCAUGUUCUCGGAGUGUGAGUGGGAAGGACACACAGAAGAUACUUGGCCGUAAGAGCUGCACAGGGAGCUGUGAGAGCCCUGUGGUGGGGCUAGGAAAGCUUCCUGGAGGAGGUGGGUCCACAGAGCUGAAGACAAGGGGACCUGGACAGAGGGGGAUGACACCUAGGAGGAGGGGGGUCAUGGGUGAACAAUGGCACAGAACCUAGAACAUUCAGGCUACAGGUGUGGCUGGGAAGCUUGCCCAUCAUGUCACUUACCACCCCUCCCUUGGACUUCAUGAGCAGGCGGCAAGCACCCAUCAGUCAACAUGGAAGUAGGUAUCAGGGUGAGACCCCAGCACUCGCAGUCCUCAGACUGGUUCUCCAUCCCUCCCUCAUCCCCUGGGACAAGAGAGCCUUCAAAUGCAGGGGCAGGGGACGGGUCCUAGAGACUUUAACCCGGUGAGGCUGGGCCCUCCCAAAGUCCUCC